GGCCCUUAUAACCCCAACAAAGAAGAAAGAAAGAAAGAAAGAACCUAAUUUCUUCUGUUAGUGGCUCUAUAAACCCAAACAACAACAGCCACCUAAUUUCUCCUUAAUUUACUUUAUUCUGGAGGAUUCUAUUUGCUUGAAAAGAAAAUUAUGACUCGUAUACAAAGUGAUACACUAUUGAACUUACUGGAGAAACUGAAUAUAUCCGAAAGUCAAGUGAGUGAAGAUGAACUUUCGUCCACCAUAACUUACAUCAUCAAGGCUUGUCGAGUACCUCCUCUUCAGAAUAAAGAUGUGCCCUAUACUGCAUCAGAUUUUGAGGGUGUUGCAAAUAAUGCUGAAAUUCAAUUAAAUGUUAUUUUAAAAAUUAUUGAGAAAAUAUGUUUUGCUAAAAGACAUGAACAGCAUUUUACUCCUUUGUUUAUAAGAAAUGUUGUGGUUAAUUGUUUACUUGUUGCUUGUGAAUUCAUUGAUGAAAAUUGGGAAUGGUGCAAUAAAAUAACUGCUGCUGCAUCUGCAAAUGUAAUAACCAAGUUGUGUGAUGUUUGCAACUGUAAAUCUGCGCAACAACUUCUCAAUUGCUCUCCCACUGAAACAGUGGACAAAUCAAGUCAUAACAAUGGUACUCCUGUUGCUGAAAAAGAAAAUGCUCUCUAUUAUAUAAAAUUUAUAUUACAAAAGUUUAGUGAAUUGUUCAACAAAAAUAAUUGGAAAUUAUAUCCUUCCUUAAAGAUGUCCUAUUGGUGGAUUCUUCAACAUCUGAAUCAAAGGACUUUAGGGGAACAUUUGUCAUACCUCCUCCCUCCUGCACUGUUUAUUCUGGAUGAUUGGGAGCAGCAAAACAAAAUACUUGGAAUUCGUUGCCUAUUUUACAUAUUAAAAACUAUGCCAGGUGCAGAAUUAAGAUGGUAUGGACGAGCGGCAGUGAUAUAUGAUGCUUUGAAACCAUUACUCUUUUUAAGAGAGGCUGAAGUCCUGAGCAUUUUAUAUCCAGCUAUUAUUGAAGUUGCAGAUGUGUUAGAGUCAGAUCCAUCAAACACAGGAAAGCUGAAAAGU
This is a messenger RNA of Cherax quadricarinatus, 1056 nucleotides long. The record is from RefSeq and is a predicted model, not a curated record. NCBI's taxonomy places the organism in Eukaryota, Metazoa, Arthropoda, Malacostraca, Decapoda, Parastacidae.